GCUUGAGAAAAGGGAAGUGCGAUUUCAACCCUCAGCAUAAUUUCAUCUAUCUCACUCGCCCUGCCCCCUCUCUUUCUACGAUUGAUUGUUCGCGUUAGUUGAUUCGAGGUCACGAUGCCAAAGCAGCAAGCAAAUUGGUCUCCCUACGACAACAAUGGAGGGACCUGUGUCGCGAUUGCCGGAGCUGAUUACUGUGUGAUUGCGGCUGAUACUAGAAUGUCCACCGGCUACAGUAUCCUUACCCGCGAUUACUCCAAAAUUAUUCAGCUAGCGGACAAAUCUGUGAUGGCCUCCUCAGGUUUUCAGGCUGAUGUAAGAGCACUACAAAAGGUCUUAGCAGCUAGACACUUGCUUUAUCAACACCAGCACAACAAGCAAAUGAGCUGCCCUGCAAUGGCCCAGUUGCUUUCAAACACCCUCUACUUCAAGCGUUUCUUCCCAUACUAUUCUUUCAAUGUCUUGGGUGGCCUUGACAGUGAGGGAAAGGGCUGUGUCUUCACAUAUGAUGCUGUUGGAUCUUACGAACGAGUGGGAUACAGUGCCCAAGGUUCUGGUGCAACUCUUAUCACACCCUUCUUGGACAACCAACUGAAAUCUCCAAGCCCUCUUUUGUUGCCUGCAAAGGACGCAGUGACUCCACUUUCAGAGAUAGAAGCCAUCGACUUGGUGAAAACCUGUUUUGCAUCAGCAACCGAAAGAGAUAUAUAUACAGGAGACAAAGUGGAGAUGCUCGUAUUGAAUGCUAGUGGUAUCCGUCAAGAGUUCAUGGAACUCAGGAAAGAUUAGAUCCAUUCCCUGUUUGUUGUGCUCCAGCUUUCCCAGAAACCAGAGAUAGUGUACGAGGAUGGGCACUUGGGCUUACUGGGGCACCACCAGUUUCCUCAUUUCACCACCAUUCACAUGGAGAUUCUCUGCUUGUAUUUCGAUCUUAGUUUGUGGCAAAUAUAUGGAUCGCGGGUUGGUAACCGUAGUAGUUCUGGAAGAAUUUUAAUUAUAUGAAACUUAAAUGAAACCAGUUUGUUCGAAACAUGGAUAUUUCUUGAUAUUCUACAUCUUUCUCACUUCAAUCA
Messenger RNA from Salvia splendens (bonfire salvia), 1070 nucleotides. RefSeq names its product proteasome subunit beta type-1. The transcript has 7 exons. NCBI's taxonomy places the organism in Eukaryota, Viridiplantae, Streptophyta, Magnoliopsida, Lamiales, Lamiaceae. Gene Ontology annotation, cellular component: nucleus; proteasome core complex; cytoplasm. Bases 115 to 786 code for a protein of 223 amino acids. The record is from RefSeq and is a predicted model, not a curated record.